AUGGCCAGGCUCAAUGAAGUGCCGGUGCCGACAGAGAGCCUCGAAACGCUUCGCAAGAAGAUGCUUCGCCAGAAUAGGGAACUCGCAAAGACAAACAACAUACGGGCUCUUCGCAUCCGAGAGCUGGAGAACGAAUGCGCCUGUAUGCUCUCCGAGAAUCUCGAGCUCCGCAGUCGCAUCCUGGAACUGGAGAAGCAAGUCGAGGACAACGAGGCGCGGAGGAUAGCGGACCACGCGAUGGCCAUCAAGGCCAAGCUGGAAUCGCAACUCACGGAAUGGGGCACCCUUAUUGCUGGAUUGGGCCUGGAGCCACCCGCGAAGAGACACUCUCCCAUGAUUAAGCGGAGGGCAAAGCAAACCAUGAGCUUCAGUGCGAGUCGACCCAGUCCUUCCCAGAGGCGGCUGCGUGAUAUUGCGAGAGACAUUGAAGAACUGGGCCCCAUUGCCGAAGCUAGGAGCAAUCCUCGGAGGUCAAUGAAUCCCGAGCAGAUUAUGGCACUCCGGUCAGAAGCCAAUGCAGAGGCCGAGUCGCCCGAACUGGGUCCUCCACCAAUGUCCAAAUACAUUGAGGAAGAUCCAAUCAAGGUUGAUUCUCCAAGCAGAUCAAGGCCUGUCGAGUCCAGCGAUGACGCCUUAACGAGCAGCGCGAAAACUAAGAGGCUGGAGCCACCAAUUGCCAGGACUACUGUCGAGACUGCACCAGUUCAGCCCAUUAAGGCCGGGUCAAAACGGAAAUUUGGGGCUCGAGACGACAGUGAAAAUAUCGAGCCCCAAAAGACGACGGAUGAGAACAGCCUCGACAGGAUACCGGCUGGAAAGCGACUGCUUCAUGACAAGGGUGAUGCCGCGAGGGAUUUUGCUAAAAUGAGGAAGAAAUCGCAGUUGGAGCUUUCAGAAAACGUUCGAAAGCCGUUGGCAGCCAAGAGUACAAACGACGACAUCAUCAACUCUCCAAAGAAACUUUUGAAGACGAAGCCGUCAGUGGGCGACGAGAUAGCAACAGCGAAGCUCAAUGCAGCGACGAAACCGAAGGCGCCAGUCGGUCGACCCAGACUAAAGCCGAAGAACCCCUUGCCCGCCGCGGCUGAGCCCGUUCCCAUUCUCACGAUUGAGCCUCAAGAGACGACAGUUGAGAUAUGUGACUUGGCAGCGCCUAUCAGAGAACCAGCGCUAUUAAUGCCGAGCUCUCCAGUGGCCACUGAAGGGCCGGAGGGAUCUCGAGUUGGGGACACGCCUCCCCCUGCUGAUAUCUCGUCCAAUGGGGAAACAUCGCGGCCUAGUAGGAGGAAUCGGACGACGAUCAGCUAUACCGAGCCCAACCUAAGAGCCAAAAUGAGACGGCCUACCAAGGAGUUAUUCGAUGCCGUGACAGGAGAGGGCAAAUACGCUCGACGCGCCAGCACUUACGAUCCUGCCAUGCCUGAGUCGGCCAAGAGCAGACGAGAGACGGCCAUCUCCGACAUUGCGGGGCUUGCAGAAGCAGGCAAUGGUCCAGCCAGCCCUCUUGCGACGAAGGAUUUGAACACAGACCUCAUUCUAAGCGGCGUCGUUACAGAGCGGCGAAAACGCUCGUCGAGCAUAGCAUCGAAGGCGGUGGGAAUGGCGGGCGGCGGCCUAAUGGACGUGGAUUCCUCCGAGAGCACCAAGGAUUCUAGCAUCACCCUUGACAGCAGUGGCUUGGCAGAGGGUGAUGUUUAUGAGUUUACGAGCGAGUCACCGCCGCCUCCACCUGCGAAGGAAGAAGUCAAAGUGCCAAAGAAGAGAGGUCGAAGAAGGACCACUACCUCAAGACAAUCGGUGAUGGCUGACGACGAUGAUUACGAAGAAGAGGGACUGUCAGCCAGAGAGAGGAUGAGCUCCAGACGGAGAAGCAUGAUGAUAUGA
This is a messenger RNA of Trichoderma citrinoviride, 1884 nucleotides long. RefSeq lists its product as hypothetical. The transcript is spliced from 4 exons. Bases 1 to 1884 code for a protein of 627 amino acids. The record is from RefSeq and is a predicted model, not a curated record. Gene Ontology annotation, biological process: meiotic chromosome segregation. Gene Ontology annotation, cellular component: nucleus; chromosome, centromeric region. Lineage: Eukaryota; Fungi; Ascomycota; Sordariomycetes; Hypocreales; Hypocreaceae.